Molecule: messenger RNA, 5530 nt
Organism: Hemibagrus wyckioides
Lineage: Eukaryota; Metazoa; Chordata; Actinopteri; Siluriformes; Bagridae
Product: ephrin type-A receptor 5
Exons: 17
Coding region: 237-3200 (987 amino acids)
Biological process (GO): cell surface receptor protein tyrosine kinase signaling pathway; protein phosphorylation; axon guidance
Cellular component (GO): plasma membrane; neuron projection
Molecular function (GO): protein binding; ATP binding; transmembrane-ephrin receptor activity
Source: RefSeq, a predicted model, not a curated record
CGCGCACGCACGCACGAGCCGCGGCGCUCAGCACUCCAGCGUUUCAUUUCCCAGCUCCGCGACUGGCGCGCCGCUCAAAUGCGAGUUUAUUUCGCCGUAAUUACCGGUAGCGACGCUAAUGUCUUCGGCCCGGACCGUGGGACGGAUUUAGUACUGAGCCUUAAUUUCAGUACAGUCGUUUAAAAGGUUUUUUUUUUUUAAGCCCCUCCACAUCAACCUCGGUCAUUUAGACGAGUAUGGUUUCGCGGUGGAGUUGUGUCUCUGUGAAAAUAACAUGCCUUUUCUUUUACGGCUUUGCUGUUUUCGCCACUCAGGGGGGCCCCAGCAACGAAGUGAACCUGCUGGACUCGCGCUCUAUAAUGGGUGACCUCGGAUGGAUAGCCUACCCGAAGAACGGGUGGGAAGAAAUCGGAGAGGUGGAUGAAAACUAUGCUCCUAUUCACACAUAUCAGGUGUGCAGAGUGAUGGAGCACAACCAGAACAACUGGCUUCAGACGAAUUGGAUCCUAAACGAAGGCGCUCAGCGAGUGUUUGUGGAGCUCAAGUUCACUCUGAGGGACUGUAACAGCCUGCCUGGUGGUGUAGGCACCUGUAAAGAGACUUUCAAUGUCUACUACUAUGAGUCAAAUGACGAUGAUGACAGGAACAUCCGCGAAAGCCAGUACACUAAGAUCGACACCAUCGCGGCUGAUGAGAGUUUCACAGAGCUGGAUCUGGGUGACCGAGUGAUGAAACUGAACACUGAAGUAAGAGAUGUCGGGCCUCUCACUAAGAAAGGCUUCUACCUGGCCUUCCAAGACCUGGGAGCCUGCAUUGCCCUCGUGUCUGUGCGUGUCUUUUACAAAAAAUGUCCCAAGGUGGUGAAGAACUUGGCCGUCUUCCCAGAUACCAUCACCGGGUCAGACUCUUCUCAGCUUCUGGAGGUGUUGGGGACCUGCGUGAAUAACUCGGUGGCCGAGGAGCUACCCAGAAUGCACUGCAGCGCUGAGGGGGAGUGGCUGGUGCCCAUCGGGAGGUGCAUGUGCCAAGCAGGCCAUGAGGAAGUUAAUGGUUCCUGUCAAGUGUGUAAGCCCGGGUUCUACAGAUCUGCUCUGCAGACUAAGGCAUGCAGUAAGUGUCCUCCUCACAGUUUCACCAAAACAGAGGGCUCCACUUCCUGUCAGUGUGAGCACAGCUUCCACAGAAAGGACACAGACCCAACCAACAUGGCCUGCACAAAGCCUCCUUCAGCCCCACGCAGCGCCAUUUCAAAUGUAAACGAGACAAGCGUGUUGCUGGAGUGGAGCGCCCCGGAGGAGACGGGUGGCAGGAAGGACGUGACCUACAGCGUGGUCUGCAGGAAGAUGAGCGCCGAGUCGAAGCAGCACGAGCCGUGUGGCAGCCACGUUCGUUACCUUCCCCAGCGCACAGGCCUGAGCAACACGUCAGUCAUGGUGCUUGACCUGCUCGCCCACACAAACUACACAUUCGAGGUGGAGGCUGUGAAUGGUGUCUCUGAUCUCGCCAAACCACUGCGCCAUUACGUGUCUCUGAACGUCACAACCAACCAGGCUGCUCCAUCUCCCGUCACUGUGGUAAAGAGAGGAAAGACGGCGAAGAACAGCAUCGCUGUGUCCUGGCAGGAACCAGACAGACCCAAUGGCAUCAUCCUGGAGUACGAGAUCAAAUACUUUGAGAAGGAUCAGGAGACCAGUUACACCAUCAUCAAGUCAAAGGAGACAGAGAUUGUCGUGGAUGGCUUGAAGCCAUCCUCUGCAUACAUCUUUCAGAUCAGAGCUCGUACCUCGGCAGGCUAUGGAGGCUUCAGUCGACGCUUUGAGUUCGAAACCAGUCCCUACUUGUCCGCCUCCAGAGAUCAGGGCCGUGUGCCCGUCAUCGCUGUGGCUGUUACACUGGGCAUCAUCCUGCUGGCGUUGAUCACCGGCUUUCUUCUCAGUGGCAGACGCUGUGGCUACAGUAAAGCCAAGCAGGAUCCCGAUGAGGAAAAGAUGCAUUUCCACAAUGGCCACAUCAAAUUCCCUGGGGUGCGAACAUAUAUUGAUCCUCACACCUACGAAGAUCCCAACCAAGCUGUCCACGAGUUUGCUAAGGAGAUUGAUGUCUCUUGCAUUACAAUAGAGCGCGUGAUAGGAGCCGGUGAGUUUGGAGAGGUGUGUAGUGGGCCACUGAGACUGCCGGGAAAAAGAGAGAUUGUGGUGGCUAUCAAAACACUGAAAGCAGGGUACACUGAGAAGCAGAGACGAGACUUCCUGGCUGAGGCCAGCAUCAUGGGCCAGUUUGAUCACCCUAACAUCAUCCACCUGGAGGGUGUGGUCACUAAAAGCAAGCCAGUGAUGAUAAUUACAGAGUACAUGGAGAACGGAUCUCUUGACACCUUUUUAAAGAAGAAUGACGGGCAGUUCACAGUCAUCCAGCUGGUUGGCAUGCUGCGUGGCAUUGCCUCGGGCAUGCGCUACCUCUCCGACAUGGGCUAUGUGCACCGCGACCUGGCGGCCCGCAACAUCUUGGUCAACAGCAACCUGGUGUGUAAGGUGUCCGACUUCGGCCUGUCUCGAGUGCUAGAAGACGACCCGGAGGCGGCCUACACCACCCGCGGAGGGAAGAUUCCAAUUAGAUGGACAGCACCAGAGGCUAUCUCUUACAGGAAGUUCACCUCAGCCAGCGACGUGUGGAGCUAUGGAAUCGUCAUGUGGGAGGUGAUGUCAUAUGGUGAAAGACCCUACUGGGAGAUGAGCAAUCAAGACGUGAUAAAGGCCGUAGAGGAGAGCUACAGGUUGCCGGGCCCUAUGGACUGCCCCACAGCUCUCUACCACCUCAUGAUGGACUGCUGGCAGAAGGACAGGAACAGCCGGCCCAAGUUCGAUGAGAUAGUGAGCCUUCUGGAUAAGCUUAUACGCAACCCAAGUAGCCUGAAAAGCCUUGUCAAUCCCUCGAACAGGGUGUCCAAUUUAUUAGUGGAGCAUGGCAGUGCAGAGCUUUGUGCGUUCAGCUCUGUUGGGGAAUGGUUAGAUGCCAUAAAAAUGGGUCGAUACACCGAGCUUUUCAUGGAAAGUGGAUACACUUCACUGGACGUAGUCACUCAGAUGACCUUAGAAGAUGUCAGGAGGGUUGGAGUCACUCUGGCUGGACACCAGAAAAAGAUCCUCAACAGCAUCCAGGAGAUGCGAGUCCAGAUGACGAAUGCCACUAUUCCUGUCUGAGGGAGCUCUUAGAGCUGCCCAAACUACAGUUAUAGCCUAGCACUUUUACACCAGGGACACUUAUUUAUUGAAUACGGAACUCUUAAAGGGAAAUGACUCGAUAUUCCUGCGGAACAAAUUGAGGAUUGGCUCAAUGGCUGGACAGAGAGUUGUAUGUGUGUGUGUGUGUGUGUGUGUAUGUUUAUGCACAGCCCGUCAGCCUCCUGACAGCUUUGACAGGACCGAGCCAGACAUGUUGGCAAUGAAACAUUUGGAAAAGUGUGGCACAUUUCCAGGUAGGACCACUGAACGUCUGGUGGGAGUCUCUGGGCUGAAUGUAUAGCACUUUUUCAAAACCUCAUGCAACAAUACUAUUACCUCCAGAAAUCCACAAAAUCUCCAGUCUACCUACCUACAUCGACAGAUGUUAUUCCACAUGUUCUCUUGGAGGGAUGGUCAUGCAGUAAGACUUAAAACCAUAUCAAUUGGUGAAGGAAGGAAGCGGCUGUGUAUUACAAAGCAAUAUUAGAUUUCAAGCUCGAUACGGAUUUAAUUUCUUUUGGGAUGCGGAAGAGGAAAUGGGUGUACAGUUUUCAUUUGCACAAUAUGUGUCUUAAUCCAGGUGGAAAUCCAUAAAAUAGUAUCAGGCUUCAAAAACGAAACAUUUGGCUCCAGUUCCAGUAAAGUUGUGUGUGUAAAUAGUGUACAGUUAGCUAAAGCAAUUCAUCCAUGUGGGGUCCAUAUACUUUUAGCUGGAAAACAUUAGUAAUAAGACGUCGACUUAGAAAUGAGAAAUGUUUAUAGUGCUUUUCAGUAACAGCCAGGUCAUUUUACACUUGAGGUGUGAAUUCCAAAAGUGACUUUGUGCUGUUGAUUUCUAUUUAUUUAAUUCUACCCAGACUUUCUUAGCCUAUCGUUUUUGUCUGCAGUUCAUUACAAAUACAAAUAUACAGAAUUAAAAAAAAACAAAAACAAAAAAAAAACAGUAGCUCUCAGUAUAUUUAUGAACAAGAGUUAUUGAAAUCAGUAUUUCUCCCUGAAUGUCAGUACAGCUAAACAGCCCUGCUCAUGAUUUUUCCACUUUAUGGUCAUUAACAGAUCUUCCUAGAGGAAACUGUAGUCAAACCAAAGCAUCACAUAAGCAUCAUAGAUUAAUGAGGUUAUGUUUACCGUGUGGUUGUGCUAUGGGCACACUGGUCAGUUGAGGAAAGAGGAUCAUGCAGGUUCAAACAGCUUAAUGAGAAGUUUAGCUCGUGUUAUAAACAGUGCCGAGACUCUGCACGCACACCACCGUUAUUCGUUCACCUAGUUCUCUAAGUGCUUCCAUUUAUUUAGCACCAUUUUCUAGGCUAAAGGCUGAACGUGUGGGGUUGACUCCCAUCAGAUAAGACAAAAAGAGUCCGUCGGUUUAUGGAUAUAUGACGUGUUUUUUUUCUCCAAAACUAAUAUGACAGACAAACCAUUUCAGUGCUUUAUGGAGUGUCGCACAAUUGAAAGACAUCACAGAAUCACUUGUAAGGUGAUUCUUCGUAUGCUGUUACAAGUAACGUGUUAUUUAAUAUUAUACAUUGAGCUUAACUGUUGACGUUUUUUGAAAAGAUUGCUAAUAGGGAUGUGAAGGAGAACAAACUGAAUAUCAGCACACGCUAUAGACUAUUUAUAGAAAUACAGUAAUGUCGACAAACUAUUAUGUGAAGUUUGGUAUUCUUUUUUUCUUUUUUUUUCCAUUUCCUGUUGUCAGCACCGUAGACAACCGCUCUGAUUUGUAUUGAACAUCCGCUCUUUAACCAGUAAACAGUCUUUUUAUUUAUGUAUUUUAUUAUUAUUUUUUUUUUAACUUAGAUUACAACUAGUUUUAUUACAAAAAGGGCCAAGGACAAAUCGACCAAUCCUCUAUUUUUAAAGUGACCUUUAGUUUCUGUAUAUUUGGACUAUCUAAAGUUUUAAGUAGUUCUAAUGAAAAGCACAGUUAAAUGGAAACUCAUUACAGAUUUAGUUUCACAACCUGAUAGGCAAGAUGUCAAGAUAAAUGAGAACUACGUCAUACCAUAUUAAACAAAUAUACCUUUUUGUGAGCCUUUUUUAUUAUUUGCAGGAAACCCCGACAGAUCCCCAACAUCUGAUCGCUGAUCAUGAGAUAUAAGGUUUUACAGAGGGGCCUCUUGGGAUGUUCCUUAUUAACACUGGCAUGUAGGAGAGAAACAGACAUUUAGAUGGGAGAGAUAUGAUAAAACAUGCAUGAUACUGAGGUGAGGUUUUGCUCAAACACAUUUUCUCAGCAUAAAUAUGUUUUAAGCCACAAAUAUUUUAGGAAUACGAAGAAAUAAAAAAAACAAACAAAAAAAAAAAAA